Molecule: messenger RNA, 2380 nt
Organism: Falco peregrinus (peregrine falcon)
Lineage: Eukaryota; Metazoa; Chordata; Aves; Falconiformes; Falconidae
Gene: ASPG
Product: asparaginase
Exons: 16
Coding region: 146-1936 (596 amino acids)
Biological process (GO): amino acid metabolic process
Molecular function (GO): protein binding; asparaginase activity
Source: RefSeq, a predicted model, not a curated record
UGCCCCCGCCUCUGGGCAGCGCCGCGGCCCGGGCAGGCCACACCCCGCUGCCGGUCCGGCCGGGGGGGCGGGAAGGGGCGUCACCGCAGCCGCCCUAUAACUCCCCUGGGGCGGGGGCCGGGAGGUAGCGGUUCCUCGGGAGGGGAUGGCGGCGGCGGGACAGCGCCCCGGGGGGGUACGUCCCCUGGGCAGAGCCCUGGCUGACACCGAGCCGCAGGAGCCCCCCGGCUGUCCCCCGGCUUCCGCCGGUGGCGCGGCGGCCGAGGCGCAGGUGCUGGUCAUCAACACGGGCGGCACCAUCGGCAUGGUGCAGGACGUCAAGGGUCUUGCUCCUGAGGCAAAUAAAUUAGUAAGCAGCUUGAAAACCAUGCCGAUGCUGCAUGAUGAGGCAUACGUCCAGGAAAUGAAACAGAACAAGGGCCGUGAAAUUCCAGAUAACACAUUGGUGCUCCCUGUCUCUAAGCAAAACAAAAGAAUUUUUUACACAAUCCUGGAGCUCUCACCGCUGCUUGAUUCUUCCAACAUGACACCAGAGGACUGGGCCAAAAUUGCAAGAAAACUUGAGGAGCACUAUGAAAAGUACGAUGGUUUUGUGAUCCUCCAUGGCACUGACACCAUGGCCUACACAGCUUCAGCCUUAUCCUUCAUGUGUGAGAACCUGGGUAAAACUAUUGUUCUGACAGGAUCUCAGGUGCCCAUAUACGAGUUACGGAAUGACGGCCGAGCCAACCUUCUGGGGGCACUGCUGUUUGCUGGGCAGUUUGUGAUUCCUGAGGUGUGCCUGUAUUUUUAUAAUAAACUGUACAGGGGAAAUAGGGUGACUAAGGUGGAUGCUGGGAGUUUCAAUGCCUUUUCCUCACCUAACCUGCCUCCACUUGCAAAUGCUGAGGUUGAUAUUACAAUAAACUGGGAAACGGUGUGGAGAGCCAAUACCAGAAAGAAAUUUCAAGUUCACACCAAUAUGAAUAGGAAUGUUGGGCUUCUGCGAAUCUUCCCAGGAAUCACCACUGCUGCUGUAAAAGCAUUUCUUCAGCCUCCAACUGAGGGCAUUGUACUUGAAACUUAUGGAAGUGGCAAUGCCCCGAACAACAGAGAAGACUUACUGGAAGAACUGAGGAAAGCAGCUGCACGAAAUGUAGUGAUUCUAAACUGUACCCAGUGCUUACGAGGGUCUGUUAAAAUGGUCUAUGCAACAGGACAGACUCUCGCUGAUGUUGGAGUAAUUCCUGGAGGUGAUAUGACACCAGAGGCAGCCCUAACUAAACUGUCAUACACGCUUGGCAAGAGUGAGCUUAGCUGGGUGGAGAAGAGGCAGAUGCUGAGUGAGAAUCUAAGAGGAGAAAUGACUGUUGUACCCACAGGAGCCAAGAUCUCUCUGAGAGAUAGCAAGUUUAUUCAAAUGAUUGCCAAAUCUCUAAGCAUCAGCACCAAGGAGGAGUUAGAAGCCAUAAGAGAUGCAUUAACUCCACCUUUGGCUUGUGCUGCAGCUAAACUGGGUGACAUAGAUGCACUGAGAUCCAUAGCAGAAAUGGGUGGAAACUUGAGCUGUGGAGACUACGAUGGCCGAACCCCACUUCAUGUUGCAGCCUCUGAAGGGCAUUUACCAUUAGUUGAGUAUUUGUUAACAUCUGGUGCAACUGUUUAUGCUAGAGACAGAUAUGGAUCUACCCCACUGCUGAAUGCGAUUAAGUUCAGGCACAUACAAGUGAUUCGUGUGUUACAAGAUACGGGAGCGCACCUUUCGAGCCCUGACUUGGAGAACAUUGGAACAAUACUUUGCAGCCUUGUAGCUAAAGGUGAUAUGGAUGGGCUGUAUGCCUGGUACCUAGCUGGUGCAGACCUGAAGCAAACUGGUUAUGAUGGCAGGAAUGCCCUACAAGUAGCAGAGGCUACAGGGCGUAAGAACAUUCUUGAACUCUUUAGACAAAGGCAGUAAAGAAGAGGCUGUAGAAGAUGGUCGCUCCUCUUCAGAAUGCUGGCUUUGAACAUUAUUGGCAUUAGGCAGUUGCAGGAGGAAAAGAGCAAAGGAACAAUGGUAGCUGUGCUUGGAGCAUACAGGAAAGCUAGAGCUUAGAAAUAUUCUUUAGGAUCACAUUAAGUCCUUACUGAUUUUUCUAAAAAAUUAUUUGCUGCUUUAUCUUUUAAUCGCUUUUUUUGAAAAGUAACCUUUUUAAACAAGCAAAUGUAUGCGAAUGUAUUGGAAUGUAUUGCCUUCACUGUACAAGUUCUGUUUUUAAAGAGGCCUUUUGAAUCUUACGUUAAAUCAAUGAGGACAGUAUUGCAGGCAUAGCGAAUGGAAAUGCUGUGGUGAAUUCAUACUGAGAAAAAACAGCGGUUUAUGCAUUUCUGGGUUUCAACUAAUAAAAUCUCUGAGGAACAA